GUGAACUUCCAUUACGCUCGCUGCUCGUUACAAAGUGACAAGUCACUGCUACUGUCAACGACGCCUUCACCUUGAGUGCUGGGUUCAAUAAUCACUUCCACCGCAAUUUAAACGCUUAAGAGACUUUUGCCACCUUCCGCUGACAACAAACGACCCUUUUCCUUCCCUAGUCCAGCCAAACAACCACCGAACCACGAAUCGCUACACAAUGAAAGAGGAGCGUUUCCAGUUUGUCCUGUCGGAGAGUGAGUGCGGUUUUUACCGGCACAUCCGCGAACUGGAAGAAGAGUAUCCGAUCGAGUGCCCUAUGGUUUUUAGUAGCAAACACGCCAGACUUAAUAAAGCAGUCAAACUGAACUUUGAGAUUGAGGGUCAUAAGGCUAUGAGCUUCGAUAUCUCCGGAUCGAAGCUUCUUUUCGGAUGUGCGUCUUCAAGUGUCAAAUUUGUACAAACGAUCCUGAACUCUAAAGAGGACGACAUUGAGGGAGAAGAGCCGAUCGCUGCAGUUGACGUCUCUACGACACAGGAAAGCGAAACCUUUAGCGCCGAAGGUGCAUCUCACACAACGGAUGCUGACGGAACAGAUCUCACAUCCCUCUUCAUCGCUGCUAGGUCAAGAGCCUGGAGUGUUGACAAGCAAGAGCUAGUCCCGUCGUGCGUGGAAGUUGUCAGCUUUCAUGUGGCGCAGCAUACUCUCAGUCCUGAACAACAUGAAGACCUGAGAAUUCGUUUCCCAGAUGUUAUACUCGUCUCCGAUCCUGAAGAAACCAAACGUCAAUUCUCUGCUGACCAGGCUCUACGACAGAACUUCACUCCAGAGAUCACAUUGAACGUGUCAUUGCCUACCCCAACGGCAUCAACAGCCUUCGAUACAUAUUACACAACCGUCGCAGAGGUGAUGCCCACUAUGUUGACACCUACUGCUCCGUCGCCAUCAAGCGUUGUCAGUACUGAUACGAACCCGUCAUCCAUCAGUUUCAAAUCGCUCAACAAGUCAGUGAUCCUGCGCAUUGCAGGGCGCAUUGGCUUGGACCUCUCCGGCUCAGUCGAUGAAAUACUCGACAUUUGGUCACAAUGGCAGCACCAAGAUGAAGUAAGACCUUUCAGCGCUGUGCGAGGACACGUGAUUGAGCAGUUCUACGACAAUCUCGUCAAGCUGUACAUCCUUGCGCACCGCAAUGAAGAGCGCGACCUAUGCUUUGCGAUAUUGCUCAGAUUCCAGAGCACAAACUACCAAUACAGAAACAAACUACCAAAUCUCGCGACUGCCGUUCUUGCAUUUCAAUAUCUACCGGAAAAAAGCGGCCUCUGCUGCUGGAUUGCAAGGCUGUUUGCUUUCCUGUGGACAACUCACCAAUAUGAGAGUCGCGAACAACUCCUCUCCUCUUUUCCGUCCGUUGACGAACACGCUUUUGGAAUAUUCUCUUAUGUCACUUUGGACGUUAGAGACAAGUUCACUAAAGGUCACAACACUGCUGUGCUUGAUGGCUGGUGUGGAAUGCAUGAACACAAGACCGGUGACGCGGAAGCAGCCAUGUGCGACAAGGCGCGUAGCAAAUUGAAGUCCCAGUUCGCAAAGAUCAGAAAGCAGGAAAACGAAGACGCGUACAAUGAAGCUAAGGAAGUAGUGGUAAGCUACGAGAAAGAUGCGCAGCCUCAGUCGUGCAGUGUAGAAGCUCCGACCAAAGACACCAAGAGGAAAGCGGACAAGUCUUCCGUCCAAGCGAAUAGCCCAAACAAGAGGCCUCGUGGGAGGGGUAGCGCCAGAAGAGGUUCAAGUUGAACAUUGAUCUCGCUAGUCGAGGGUAAGACAUGAGAGAGCGCAGCAGUCUAAGGUAUAUCAGUUUGAUUGCAGGCCAAGGAACCUUAUGGGAAGAGACUAGGGGAGGGACAGCAAUCUUGUCAUAGGGUGGCAGCAUACGUCGUCGCGAACGACGGUCUUUUUCUACAACAGUAUAUGAUAAACGCAAUAUCGAUAUGUG
Boeremia exigua is the source of this 1982-nucleotide messenger RNA. RefSeq lists its product as uncharacterized. The transcript has 2 exons. Bases 209 to 1783 code for a protein of 524 amino acids. NCBI's taxonomy places the organism in Eukaryota, Fungi, Ascomycota, Dothideomycetes, Pleosporales, Didymellaceae. The record is from RefSeq and is a predicted model, not a curated record.